AUGGCUCCACGACGCAAGCAGCAGAUCUCUGCCAAACCCCAGACUACUGCAAGCAAAUCCGAGAAUGUCACCAGUGCGAGCAAGGUCAAGGAAGAGAAGAAUCUGCUCCCGAUCGAACUCCAACAACUCAUCCUAGACCACUUCACCCGCGCCUUCCCCUGCCCCAACCCCACUGAUCUCAAAGCGCAGAUCCAGACAGUCAAAGGCCAUCUCUACAACCGCGACUUCGUGCCUGCAUUCAGCAAACCCGAAUACUUGGAUGCGUAUGCGCUGCGCUGGAGCGCCGCACGUGCAUUGGGUUACGCGGAGCUGUUCGCUUCCCUGUCACACUCUGGCGGUCUGUCAUCGCUGUCGUCGCUGUCAUCACGUAAUGCAGAUGCCGACGCAUCACUGCCAUCACACAUUGCAGGCCUAGAUGAAGCCACCAGCAAUCAAAGGCAAAUUCUCUGCAUAGGCGGCGGGGCAGGCGCGGAACUCGUGGCGCUGUGCGCGAGCACGACCACUGCUCCUGGUUCUGGCCAUACCGCCACACCGCGGCCGCCGCUGUCAGUGACCCUUCUCGACAUAGCCAACUGGUCGAGCGUGGUGUCAAAGUUACAGACCGCGCUGACCACAGCGCCUGCACUGUCUGCCUAUGCAAGUGCGACAGCCAAGGCAAGUAAUGCACCUCUCAUCGAGCCCUCAAAUCUAGAAAUGAGCUUCGUUCAAAUGGACGUCUUGGAUCCGUGGGACCAGGCCCUACAGGCAAAGGUGAGGGGCGUGGGGCUGGUGACGAUAAUGUUCACGCUCAACGAGCUAUUCGGUGCAAGCAGGGCGAAGACCACCGGAAUGUUGUUGAAUCUGAGCGAUUGGAUGCAUGUUGGGAGUGAGCUGUUGGUGGUCGAUAGUCCAGGGAGCUACUCACAGGUAGGCGUCGGGCAAAGUGGCGAGACAAAGAAGUAUCCUAUGAAGUUCUUGUUGCAGCAUACCCUGAUGGAAGUCGCGAAGGGCAAGUGGGACCUGGUGUUUGGAGAAGAGAGUCGGUGGUUCAGGGUUGGGGAGAAUGGGAAGGGGGAGAAACUAAGCUAUGCGCUUGAGCUUGAGAAUAUGCGGUAUCAAGUAUGGUUGUAUAGGCGGGUAUGA
Molecule: messenger RNA, 1122 nt
Organism: Cyphellophora attinorum
Lineage: Eukaryota; Fungi; Ascomycota; Eurotiomycetes; Chaetothyriales; Cyphellophoraceae
Exons: 1
Coding region: 1-1122 (373 amino acids)
Source: RefSeq, a predicted model, not a curated record